AUGGAUCGCAUGUACAUCGGUCCUCGUAACAUUUUCGAUUAUUUAUUCAAUAAGUUUGCCGGAAAAACGGAUCAAAUGCACAUUGGACCAAAUUAUCAACCUUUCGUGCGACAUUUGCCUUAUCUUUGGAAAUAUCCGGUUACUGUAAUAGUGAGAUGGAAGGAGAAUCGGUCGAUUUUAAGAUUUAGCGAGAUUCAUAAUGCCAUGGGUAUUCACAUCCUCAUCGAAUGCAGCACGCGAUUUAGAUGUCAUCAUCCUCGGAUAGUUUCGAAAAGUGCAAAAUAUAUGGGAAGGCUCAAGUUGAAUCAGGAAGAAAUACGCUUUACUGAAACUAUUAAAAGUAAUGGGGAUCUAGAAAAGUGA
This is a messenger RNA of Loa loa (African eye worm), 363 nucleotides long. RefSeq lists its product as hypothetical. The record is from RefSeq and is a predicted model, not a curated record. Lineage: Eukaryota; Metazoa; Nematoda; Chromadorea; Rhabditida; Onchocercidae. The transcript has 2 exons. The coding region runs from base 1 to 363 and encodes 120 amino acids.